This is a messenger RNA of Mizuhopecten yessoensis (Yesso scallop), 961 nucleotides long. Its product is annotated as HAUS augmin-like complex subunit 1. Gene Ontology annotation, biological process: spindle assembly; centrosome cycle. The record is from RefSeq and is a predicted model, not a curated record. Bases 81 to 926 code for a protein of 281 amino acids. Gene Ontology annotation, cellular component: cytosol; HAUS complex. The transcript has 9 exons. NCBI's taxonomy places the organism in Eukaryota, Metazoa, Mollusca, Bivalvia, Pectinida, Pectinidae.
GCAUUUAGCUCAACCCACAAUUGAUUGCGGAACUUCCGGCCGCCAAAACAUGAAAAAUGUUGUCAACCUGAAUACUUAAAAUGUCGAGUCUUCCAAAUACCAUGAACGAACAACAUCAAGAAAUCAGAGAAUGGCUUGAUAAUGUAUUUGGAGGCGAGCCAGUACCUUCAUAUGAACUCAAUAAAACCACUAUACGGGUGUUGUACAAUCUGAUGAGGAAAAAUGUGACUGUCGAUGAGGACACACAACAUGUCAUCGCCGACCUUCGACAGAAAACACAGGAAUAUAAUGCUGAAGCCGGAAGACUGGAGCAUAUUCUGAGAGGUGUCAGUCUAACAUCUUCAGUGUUGUCACAGUCGGGUGUGAUGAGUCUGAGAACUCUGGCUAAUGUCGCCCUUCUCCUACAGAUCAAAGAUGUAUCCGAUACUACUUAUAUGCUGGCAUUGCAAGCCCUGCAGGACGAACUGUUCAAAACAGAGGAGAGUUAUCGCCAAGAACAGACAACUCUGCAGCAGCUCAGGGACAAAUCUAAGAACGCUCUCCUGAAAUAUAAUACCAUCAAAAGGAGCCUUUCGGUGCUACAAGAGCAGGCCAAGAGUCGACACCCAGAGAUGGAGGGAAAGGCAAAAGAAACGGUUUUCUCACGCAGCAAAGCCAAGGAGUACAAGGAAAAGAUCAGUCAACUACAGAAAAUGUUAUCAAGUACAGGAGUGGAUUCCUCUGUAUACCACAGAGAACUUGUUCACAAGUCUGAGGAACUACAGAAGCUGAAGGAUCAAAUGGCACCACUGAAGGGAAAGCUACAGACCUACCACAGCCUGCCGCCGGAUAUUUCAUUAACAAAAGUGAAACUGGAAGAAAUGAAGAGGGAAGUGGAUAUGUUGGAGUCGGAGGUGUGUAAAAAUAUUGACCUGAUGCACAUAUGAAAAUACAACCAGGAACUUAUUCAUAUAUCUAUGGC